CCAUCAACUACUAACUGUGCCACCGAAGGUGUUUCCGUGCGCUGGAAAGUUCGACAUCGCGGGCUGUUAAACGCGAUACGCGUUUUUACGGCACAUUCUUACCUCACCAUCUGCCAUCCCAUUGCGAAGUAUCUAGUGUUGGUGCGAACGGGAUAGCGAGACGGAUCUUGUGCUAGUGCGAAAGAGUGAAAGCUAGCAGUAGCGAGUGUUAGUCAGGAGCAGCACGUUUUGUUCAAUUCCCAGCAAUUUUGCUUUUCCCCCACGAAAAUGGCGUCGAUAGACUCCCAGUCGAAGAAUCGCAUGCAAGGAUUCAAAAACAAAGGAAAGGAUCAGGAUGAAAUGCGACGUCGACGAACGGAGGUCACAGUGGAGCUGCGCAAAAACAAACGCGAAGAAACGAUCCUCAAGCGACGUAACGUUCCUCAGACGGCAGAAUCGACGGACGAGGAGGAUUACACACUACAGUCGAAUCUGAAGAAACUGGUCGAGAAGGCUGGCAACAGCAAAGACAAAGAGGGGCAGCUGACCGCAGUUCAAGCCGCCCGUCGGCUACUGUCAUCGGAUCGCAAUCCUCCAAUUAACAAUCUCAUUGAGAGCGGCAUUCUUCCGAUUUUAGUCAAUUGUCUUGAGCAGGAUGAUAACCAGGUACUGCAGUUUGAGGCGGCCUGGGCCCUCACAAAUAUUGCGUCCGGUACGGCCGCACAAACGAACCAGGUCGUUCGUGCUGGAGCGGUUCCGCUAUUCCUGCAUCUGCUCAAUUCGCCAGCACCGAACGUGUGCGAACAGGCAGUUUGGGCGCUCGGUAAUAUCAUUGGCGAUGGGCCUAGCCUGAGGGACUACGUGAUUAAGCUGGGCGUUGUGCAGCCGCUGCUGUCCUUCAUUCAGCCGGAAAUUCCGAUUCCCUUCCUGCGCAACGUCACCUGGGUGAUUGUGAACUUGUGCCGCAACAAGGAUCCACCGCCACCGGCCGCCACGAUUCUGGAGAUUUUGCCAGCACUGAACAUGCUGAUCCACCAUACGGACAUCAACAUCCUGGUCGACACGGUGUGGGCGUUGAGCUAUCUGACCGAUGGUGGCAACGAGCAGAUUCAACUCGUAAUCGACAGCGGUGUUGUGCCGAAGCUGAUUCCGCUUCUGUCCCACGUAGAAGUGAAGGUACAGACAGCAGCGCUUCGUGCGGUGGGUAACAUCGUCACUGGAUCCGAUGAUCAGACACAGGUCGUGCUGAACUGUGACGCACUGUCGCACUUCCCCAAGCUGUUGACGCACAGUAAGGACAAGAUUCGCAAAGAAGCCGUUUGGUUUUUGUCCAACAUUACGGCAGGAAACCAGUCGCAGGUGCAGGCCGUUAUCGACGCAGGUCUGCUACCCAAGGUGAUCGAUAAUCUGAAGCACGGCGACUUCCAUACGCAAAAGGAGGCAGCUUGGGCGAUCAGCAACCUAACGAUCAGUGGCAACCGCGAGCAAGUCGCACAAUUGAUAAACGAUGGCGCUGUUCAACCGUUCUGCGAUUUGCUUAUGUGCCAGGAUUGUCAAGUUAUCAAUGUUGUACUGGACGGCAUUAACAAUAUGCUGAAAUUGGCCGGACCUCACGCAGAGCAUGUUGCCAAUUUGAUCGAGGAAUGUGACGGUGUGUCAAAAAUUGAAGUUUUGCAAAAUCACGAGAAUGUUGAAAUUUAUAAACUCGCGUACGACAUCAUCGAACAGUUCUUUUCGGAAGAUGUUGACGAAGCAGUCUUAGAAGACCUAAGACCUGCAGCCGACGAGAGCACGUUCCAGUUUAACCAGAAUCCGAACAUUCCCCGCGAUGGAUUCAACUUCUAAAAUGACAGACGGGAAGCGGAGAGAAUGGGAUUCUGCAAUCGCACAUCAUCAGAACCAUGAUACACAAGACACCGGUACCAAUAGCGAACGACAGAGGAACCAUCAGUGGUGUAUUUCGCCCAUCUUAUACGACACAGCAGACAACUACGAUACGAACACAACCAUUAGGACAUGCUUUUUGGCGCGACAACUGCAUCGAUAGUAGAGGAGCAUUUAUUUGGUAAAUUUUAUAUCUGGUCAACUAUCGCCGUAUGUGGGCCAUAGUAAACAGCAGAAGGAAAACACAUUUAAAUGGCAAUUGAUCGAGGAUCGUCCAUUUCAUCGGAAUAUUUAUUUUAGAAAUAUCUUCACCAUCUGUCACUUUUGGUGGAGAGCAGUGGAGAGUGUAUUUGUAUCUGAACUCUGCUACUCCACUUUCAAAUUGUACUUCAGCGCAACCAUGCCGAACUGCUGGUAUUGAUAACUUCUAAUUGCGUUCUGAACAACACUCGCAUGGGGGGGUGUACACUAGGUAAUGUAGCUUGAGCAUUAGCUCCGUAAAAGGGCUUAUUAUGAUUCAGGACAACGGACGCAUCAUUUUGUUGACGUAUUAGUUAACUUCCUGUCGUGAAGUGUAUCGAUCAUUCAUCUUUUAGCGUUGCUUAGUAUCGUCUAACCUUCGCUUGCAUUACUGGUCAAGGACUACCAGUAUAUAGCGUUGCAUAAUAAGGAACUUUUUGGACUAUUUUCGUGCUAAAUAUUCAUUUGUUAAAUUCAAGAGCACAUCAUCUGCUGUAUAAACCAAUGAACGUGAACUUCAUUGCAGACGUUGCACCUCUGUAGCGGUGAUUGGGCUAUCUGCUAAACCCACGAACUACAACACAUAAAUAUCGAUAUUUAUUGAAAUUCAAGGACUGAUGACUUAUCCGUAUUUUAUCUUCCUACUGACGACCUGUGUGACCGAUCCAUAGUCCGACAUCAACGACCAGAACACAAUGUGCAAGAAAUCCCUUAGCUAAAAAUGGGUGACAGGCGUGCAAAGUAGGGACUUAUCACAAAACAGAAGCAAUGUCAUUGUAUCUUUCUUAUAUAUUUACUAAGAAUCGAGAGAGGUUGAGGAAAAAUUGAACGGAGGAAUCUGGCAGCAACAUCGUUGUUAACCGAUUGGAAACCAUGUGUAGGCGAAUGAGAGCACAGUUGCAUAGACCAAGAUAUCGAAGAAACGCAAUUACAAACAGCAGCUAUCUGUUUGAUAUAGUUGAAUUCUGAACACUAUAACCUGUUCGCUUUCAUUUGAUUAACAAUGGCCUUUCGAAGGCGGCGGUAUGUGUGUAUCAGCAGACCUUCCUGGCAAAAGGGAGGAUCUCACACUUUGCACCCAGGCUGUUCGGUUCAACCAUAUAGAUGGAAGUAAGAGGAAAGAAUUAUUCGAGCAAUCCUGGAGAUAAAGGUACAACAACACUAGGAAAGCAGGACUACAACACAACAAACACGCAAAUUACUACACAAUGCACACCAAACGAGACACAUACAAGCCUAUGUGCUGUGUUGGGAAUUCUUUUACGAGCGUGCGUUUACGAAAAGCCACGAAAACAAUGAUUGUGAUUCUAUGCGGAAGAGCUAGUCGCACCAGAUGGGCUACACCUUACCGCUGUAAAUAGAUCCCACGAUACAGGAAACGAAGAAAAAGAAACUUAAUAUCUCCUCGCAGCAUCUCGACCGGAGGUAAGUUUCUCCGGAACAGGGCGAGUUUGCUGGUUGAAUUUUAAUAUGAAAUCUUUAGUUUUUUUUUCUUUCCCUUCUUAAUGUGUUAUUCGUUGCAAAGGGGGAGUGUACUCAAAAUGUCCUAGGACACGACGGUAUUGCCACCCGUUGCGUGGGCAUAUAUCGCCAGGCAGACUGCGCACCGUUGCGUGCAGUCAGAGAUGUAUAAAAACAAACAGGGCAAAUAUAUUGAAUGCUGGCAUUUUUUUAUAAAAAGAAAUGUGGUUCCCAUUCAUGGGUCAGACAUCAUGAUCAGGCGAUCGUGAUUAUUCAAACGAUUUAUCGCUUGAGGCGAGGGCUGUGUGAGGAACAAAAGCUAAUUAUUUAAGCGGAAUGUAAAGAAGAGUGAGAGAAUUAGGAAUUUUUAGAAAACCACUUCAGGAAGCGAAAGGAAGCAAGUAAUAACAGAACUCCUAGAGACAUCGGUGCCAUCAAUAAUUUGAGGCUUUACACACCGAUGUUUUGUGAUCAAAGACACUUUCUAUUGGUAGAAGUGUGCUGAUGUUGAGAGAAGAGCCGCAGGGCCGUAGGGUGUACUCAAAGGGGCAGGACAAUUUAGCAGCGAUGCCCUACGAAAGGGCUGCUCAUCGAUAACUAAUGAGCACUACCUACCGGAUGAUGGACAGCAGAUUGAGUUGUGGUUGAUUGCCUUGGCGUUCGCAUUAGGAAGCAUACUGAUAUUUUUGUAAAAUAGCAUAUUUUUUUUAAUUGAUGAUUCUACAGUGCUGCAAUGUUGCAAAUAGUAGAGCAUCGCGGAAUAUUAAUGCAAGUAUAAAGUAAUUUAUUUUCUACGACUUACUAGAAAAAUAAAACGGAACGCGGAACUAGAGCUUUUGCGGGGGAAGAUUUGCAUACACACUUACGGAUAAAUGUGCACGUCCCCUUCGGUCCUCUGUUUGGCCUCCCCAGAUCGGCGGGUGGCAGGCGUACCCCCCGAGAACGAGAGAACAGUAUAGAAAUUGUUGUAACAUAUGUCGCCAACGAACCAGCGAUCCACAAAGAAAGUCUGAUUUGAUAUGAACUUUACUGUAAAAUGGGCACGCAUAUAGAAGCACAACCAUUUUGCGGUAAGAUGUUUCUGCGUUUGCCCACUCUCCAUCUAGUUCUUUCUCUCUCUCUGAAAGCCGGACGGGCAUCCAUUCACAGUUGCAAGGAUAUCAUCCCCACGGUGUCGAAAAAGGGAGAAAACGGUACGUUUGAUUGUCGACAAGUAAUAUAUCGGCGAAAGCGCCGCGAGCGCGCGCGCGGAUGCACCGUGUGCCGAAGGGCCCGCCGCAUUCAGUUAAGCUUUAAUGAAAUGGGAAUAGUUGAUCAGCCUACGGCCAGGGCAUAAAAGAAGACGCCAGUGAUGAAACCGGGGACGUGCUCGUCGAAUGCGCGCGUUUUUCGUGUGCGUGUGUGUCAGAACGGAUCUGGCGUGUUGGUGUGUUUUUGCCAGUUCGCGCCACAAAACACGCCGAAUGCCGCGUGUUUGGGCCGCCCCAAACAUAAGUGUACAUGUUUUACAAACUGUUUGCCUCUUGCCAAAUGUGUUUAGUUGAGCCCGGAUGUAGGGCUUGAUGUGACGGAGGCGCACCACGUUGUUUUUCCCCCCUCUCCUUCCUCCUUACCCUGAAGCGAACCAUUAUCCCCGUCGUCUGUGGAAAAUGGACCCGGGAUGAAUGGUUGAUGCCUGCAAAAAAAAAACAAAAAGAAAA
Anopheles moucheti is the source of this 5264-nucleotide messenger RNA. It is a transcript of the gene Kap-alpha3, whose product is annotated as importin subunit alpha-3. Gene Ontology annotation, molecular function: protein binding; nuclear import signal receptor activity. The record is from RefSeq and is a predicted model, not a curated record. Gene Ontology annotation, biological process: NLS-bearing protein import into nucleus. The coding region runs from base 268 to 1824 and encodes 518 amino acids. The transcript has 6 exons. Lineage: Eukaryota; Metazoa; Arthropoda; Insecta; Diptera; Culicidae. Gene Ontology annotation, cellular component: nucleus; cytoplasm; nucleoplasm.